UGGCUUUCCUUUUGAGCUCGCCCUACUUCCGCCCUGUCUCUCGGAUUACCUUUGGCGUUUUGUCCAGACUUUGACUAAUACUUUAGUGUACAAAUUGGGAGAGCGCAAAUUGCACAACUUUCAGGAUGCUGGCUACAAUCCGCAAACAACUCAAAAACCACCCAGCUCUGAUUCCACUCUUGUUCUUCAUUGGAGGCGGCUCGGCCAUGUCCUUGCUGUAUCUUGCUCGCCUGGGCCUGAGGAACCCAGAUGUCUGCUGGGAUCGCAAGAAUAACCCCGAGCCCUGGAACAAGAUGGCCCCCACUGAUCAGUACAAGUUCUUUGCCGUGAACAUGGACUACAGCAAACUGAAGAAGGAAGGCCCUGACUUCUAAACCUGUCCCGUCUGCCGGACCCAAAGCACACUGAUUGGCUGAUCUCUUUGGACUUCUUCUGGGAUUCUGAGGGCCGCAGAGGCGAAACCCCGCACAAUGUUACACACAGUUUGCUCAUUGCAUCCCCUCUUUAAAACCUUUUCUUUCUCCUCUUCCGUUUUUGGAUGGCUGUCAAUAAAGUGAAAGGAGUCUUUUCUCCUGUUUACAGAGAAAAGAACCAGUUUGUUUUAUUGUCCUCAUCCAGACUGCUUCACUUUUUAUUUGCUUUGCCACGCUGAACCUUUUUACCUCAUUUCACCUUCAUCCUGCUCACCUUUGUGCCACUGGAGUCUUGGCGGCGUUCCGGAAUCUUGUGGACACUUUCUGUCCCGGUCGCAGCCGCACGGAGGGCGCCCCCUGGUGGCCCUGCAGUGACGUCACCAAACAGCCCGCAAACAUUGAGCUGUUUUUGAAAAGCAACACUUCAGCGAGGAAAAAGGAAACCGGUGGAGCGUUUCAUCUUUUAGAAUAUCAGCGCGCACAGUCUGAUGAGUUUGUAAAUGUCAACAUGUCGCCGCGUUGGAGGCGGCAGGGAAGCGGCAAAGCUGAGCAGCUAACGCCGUGCACAAAAUGUCAAGAAGACCUUUUCUGUUUGAACAGAAGCCCUCGUCUGAAUCGCACACACCCACCUUCUUCACGCCUGCACCUUCGCAUGCCGCUUCUUCAUUUCCAUUUAGGAACGGUGUGUGCACAAUGUGUCAACCCUCCUCGCCUAAAAUAAGUGCUAUUUAAUAAUGGCUGCGAGUCGCAAAAAGUCAUUAGUUGGUGCGUCUCAAGUUCACUUUUAAACUUCUUACUGUUUACAUCAGAGGUGUCCAAAGUGUGGCCCGCAGCUAAUUUUUUUACCGGCCUGUGACACAUUCUAAAAAAAAACAAAUUAAAAAAACAAAAAAAAAGUGGAAUAAAUGAGAAAAAGUUACAAUGUUGGUUUUAGUAACACAAAGUUGCCAUGCAGACACAUUCUAAAAAAAACAAAUAAAAAAAAGUGGAAUAAAUGAGAGAAAGUUACAAUGUUGGUUUUAAUAACACAAAGCUGCCAUGCAGGUUGUUAUUUUCUUUAAAACUGUCAUUGCUCAAAAUUAAUGAAAUAAAAUCACUGUUAUAAAUUAUUGACCCAUUCAAGGCUCCAAUUACUUCAGAUGAAAAAUCAAUUUUGAAAUCUUUUCUGAGGGGAAAAUUUGCAUAUUUUGUUUGCCAUAUAAAAAAAACAGUUUUCUUUAAAAAAAAGACAUAAAACAAAA
Messenger RNA from Entelurus aequoreus (snake pipefish), 1654 nucleotides. RefSeq names its product NDUFA4 mitochondrial complex associated a (gene coxfa4a). The record is from RefSeq and is a predicted model, not a curated record. Lineage: Eukaryota; Metazoa; Chordata; Actinopteri; Syngnathiformes; Syngnathidae. The transcript has 4 exons. The coding region runs from base 126 to 374 and encodes 82 amino acids.